Messenger RNA from Acanthochromis polyacanthus (spiny chromis), 2454 nucleotides. Its product is annotated as semaphorin-3D-like. The transcript has 3 exons. Bases 4 to 633 code for a protein of 209 amino acids. NCBI's taxonomy places the organism in Eukaryota, Metazoa, Chordata, Actinopteri, Pomacentridae. Gene Ontology annotation, molecular function: semaphorin receptor binding; chemorepellent activity. Gene Ontology annotation, biological process: negative chemotaxis; semaphorin-plexin signaling pathway; negative regulation of axon extension involved in axon guidance. The record is from RefSeq and is a predicted model, not a curated record.
CUGAUGUUUGUGUUGAUGUGUACCUUUCUGUUGUGUUUCAGGCGUGCACGGCGGCAGGAUGUGAAGUAUGGAGACCCCUGGAGUCAGUGUCCAAUCACAGAGGACGACUCUGUGGAGGUGAAGCAGAUCUACGGCGUUGAAGGAAACUCCACCUUCCUGGAGUGCUGGUCUCGGUCCGGUCAGGCUGAGGUCAGAUGGACGCUGCAGCAGAACCAGAACACAGAGCUGUCUCUGACUGACGACCACCGGCGCCUCCUCCUGAAGCGAGGUUUGCUGCUGCAUCGUUUGGACCCGACCGACGCCGGCGUCUACAGCUGCAGCGCCCACGAGCAGAACUACGUCCAGCUGCAGGCCCGGUACCGGCUCCACGUCCUGCCCCAGCACGGCCUGCAGACGGCGUGGAGGCUGCAGCCGGGUCUUCAGCCUCACAGGAACUCGUGGGCGAAUCCUCUGAGGAGCUACAAGGACCUGCAGAUGGUGGACAGCCUGAACGUGGACCAGUACUGUGAGCAGCUCUGGUACCGAGAAAAACGCCGGCAGCAGAAGCUCCGGACGCUGAAGCUGAAGCAGGAGAGCAAGAAGGCCCGAGUGAGGAGGAACAAUCCUCCAGAACGGUCCGAACAGGAGGAAUAGUCCUCCAGAACGGUCGAUCUAUCGGGCCGAGGACUCAGAGGAACCAGAACCAGACAGUUUGCUUUCUGAGCAAAGAGCAAUAACCGACACCAACUAUAUUCUCCAUAAACACUGACUAAUAUUCCAGAUAUCCUGAAUAUUUUCACUCGUAGACGCAACAGGAAAUGGAAAACUUUGACGUAUUUCUCUGAAUUUGCAUCUUUCUGGACAUUUCAUUUGUAAAAUCCCUCUGCUGUCAGUUUUCACGUCUGCUGCUGCACAAAACGUGGACUUUAGUCUUUUUACUGCAAAAGCACCAAAUUCUACAAAGUAACUAAGUACAUUAACUCGAGUAAAGGAAGCUACAGGUAUCCCAGUUUUAAGAUUCUUAUAUUUUCUGCUACUUUUUUAUUCUUUAGUUGCUUUGCACAUUGAGAAACAAAUAAAGGAUUUAUUAUUAUUAUAGAAACUAGCAGCAUAAACAUUAAAACAGCGCCGCCUUUGACUAUAAUCGCCAUAAAGAUCGACUAAUAUUCCAGAUAUCCUGAAUAUUUUCACACGUAGACGCAGCAGAAAACUUGUCUAUCGGUUAUUUAUCGGUUUUUGAUGUAAAACGUGUUCAGACAUAUUUAGUUUGUUAAAGGAGCCGUAAAAACAUCAGUUCUGUUUUUUCCAAUUAGAAGGUUUUUUCGUGUUUUCCAGUGAACUUCUUGAACUUUCCUCCAACCCUGCUCUAAAUGAGCUCCUGUUUAACCCUAAAUUAUGAAGAUAUUCUCAAGAAAAGGCCAUUAAAGACGUCCUCUGGAAUAAACCUUUAAAACCACAACUCAUUGGUCAGAAAGUGACGUUUUUGUGGAAUGAACCUUUAAAACACAAGUACUUGAACAGAAAGUAUUAUUUUGUGGGAAAAAACAUAACUUUGUAGUUUGUUGACAGAAUAAACCCUCAGUACUUGGACAGACAGUGGUAUUUAGGUGGAAUGAACGGUUAAAACCAUAAUUUGUUGGUUAGAAAGUAUUUUUUGGUGGAAUAAACCUUUAGUACUUUGACAGGAAGUAGUAUUCUGUGCGACCACCAGGGGGCGUCAUGGUGGAAUAAACGUAAAAAAUCAGAGGUCAAAGAUCAAUGCACUAAUUAACACAAAUAACGUGAUAUGUAAUUGGAUAAAAAAAUAAGAAAUGAUGACAUUUCAGCUUCAUUGAACAACAUAAUGAUCUUCAGAAAUACUUUUCUGGCCGAUUAUUUAACCCGAAAACUCUGAACUGACUGAUUUAUACCAAACCUGGACGUAUUUUUAGUAAUUUGCAGUAAAAAAAUUUGCUAAUUUUACGCAAGUUUUGUGGAAAUUAGCUGAAAAAUGACUGAAAUGUUUAUAGUGUUUAAAAGAGUCAUUAAGUAGGAAACCUUAUCAAAGUGUUUAGUGGGAUGCUUUUUAAUGGACUAAAAUCUCUUCUUCUUGUACAGUUUGUGGUUUUUUUUUAACCUAAAUUCUGUAUUCAAACCUCCUAUAACCAACAUGACAUGAGGAUAUAUGUGUUUGACUCAUGAGUUAAUUUCCUGCUUCACGUGUUCAACAGAAACGUGUAUUUAAGUUUGAUCAGAAACAGCUGAUGACUAAAACGCACACAUUACAUGGACUGAAGCUCAGUCGCACACCUGUAAAUUAAAGACCUGGUUUGAUAGUUUUCUGUCUUUAUCCAGCAGAAUUUAGCUCAUUUUGUCUGUUUCUAUAAACCUGUGUUUGUGUGUUUUUUUAAUAAGCUUUGAGAAGAAAACCGGAGGAACGACUUGUGAAUAAAGCCACAAAUGACUGAAAUAUAAGGAAUAAAACAGUUAAAAGUU